Molecule: messenger RNA, 1299 nt
Organism: Chenopodium quinoa (quinoa)
Lineage: Eukaryota; Viridiplantae; Streptophyta; Magnoliopsida; Caryophyllales; Amaranthaceae
Exons: 1
Coding region: 1-1299 (432 amino acids)
Source: RefSeq, a predicted model, not a curated record
AUGGCAAUUGCAGCUGUAAAAAAGUGGGAUAUUCAACAGCUUGACAUAAACAAUGCUUUUUUGCAUGGUUUUCUUGAUGAAGAGGUCUACAUGAAUCCUCCUCCUGGUUAUAAAAAGGCUCAACCUGGGCAGGUUUGCAAGCUUAAUAGAUCUAUAUAUGGUUUGAAGCAGGCCUCUAGAUGUUGGAACAAAGAGUUAACCAAAUUUCUUGUUAACUGGGGUUUUGUUCAAUUCAAACAAGACUACUCUAUGUUUGUUCUGAAACAGAAUGGUUCUUUUUUAAUUGUUGUUGCCUAUGUUGAUGAUUUGUUGCUCACUGGCAAUGACAAUUCCUUGAUUAAUGAUCUGAAAGUUGCUUUACAUACUGCUUUCACUAUCAAGGACUUGGGUUCUUUGAAGUAUGUCUUGGGAAUUGAGGUUUCUAGGUCUGGUUCUGGUAUUUUUCUCAAUCAGAGAAAGUAUAUUUUGGAUUUGUUAAGGGAUCAGAACAUGGAAAACUGUAAUGCUGCUCCUUUUCCUAUGUCAAAGGGUCUGAGGUUGAACAUGGAUGAUGGUGAUCUGUUGGGUGAUCCUGAAGUUUAUAGAAGACUGAUUGGGAAGUUUUUGUAUCUUAAUAUGAGCAGGCCUGAUAUUUCAUAUGUGGUUCAGCAAUUAAGCCAGUUUUUGGGUGCUCCUAGGAAACCUCAUUUUGAUGCAACCUUACAUGUUCUGAGGUAUCUCAAAGGAAGUCUGAAUUUUGGUUUAUUUUAUCCAACCAAUUCAGAUUUUGUUCUGACAGGUUAUAGUGAUGCUGACGGGGGUACUUGUUCAGAUUCAGGAAGAUCACUCACUGGUAACUGUGUAUUUCUUGGAAAUUCUUUAAUUUCCUGGAAAACUAAGAAACAUAAAGUUGUUUCUAAGAGCUCAACAGAGGCAGAAUAUAGAAGCAUGAGUCAUACUGCUGAUGAAUUGAUUUGGUUGGAAAGAUUGCUUGUUGAAUUGGAUAUCACUAUUCCUACUCCUCUUACUUUGUAUUGUGACAAUGUUUCAGCUAUUCAUAUUGCUAAAAAUCCAUGUUUCCAUGAGAAAACUAAGCACAUGAGAGGUAAAAGUCAGAAGAUUGAUGUGCAUUAUAUUAGGGAGCAGGUACAAUCUGGUUUUAUUCAGCUAAAGCAUGUUAGAUCUGCUCUUCAGUUGGCAGAUAUUAUGACAAAGCCUUUAGGCUCAGAUCAGCACAGGUUCUUGAGUUCGAAGAUUGGGUUGGUGAACAAUACUCCUGUUCAAGAAUGGCCUGGUGUUUCACAACUGGCUCAUUCUUGA